GACGCGGUCCCAUCUUCCUUCCUUACCUCCACUACUUCCCAAUCUUUGUUUUCUAUCAUACCCAAAUGGCUCAGGUCAUCGUCGUAGGUGGCGGUCUCGCCGGUCUCUCUGCUGCUCACACCCUUCUUGAGCGUGGUGCAAAUGUUUUGCUCCUAGACAAACAAGGUUUCAUGGGCGGUAACUCCACAAAGGCUACCUCUGGUAUUAACGGUGCCGGAACCCAAACUCAGGUAGAGAAUGGCAUCCCAGACAAUGCCAAAAUCUUCUUCGAAGAUACAAAGAAAUCUGCUCGUGAUCUCGCUCGGGAUGAUCUCAUUCGUGUAUUGACCGGUCGCUCCGGUGAUGCCGUCAACUGGCUGCAAGACAAGUUUGGUCUUGAUCUUUCCAAGGUUGCUCGUCUUGGUGGUCACAGCCAACCUCGUACGCAUCGUGGUAAUGCCCAAUUCCCGGGUAUGGUUAUCACCUACGCUCAGAUGGAGCGUCUUGAGGAUUUGUCCGUUAGCGACCCCGAGCGCGUAAAGAUUUACAAGAAGUCUCGUGUCACCAAGCUCGUGAAAGAUGAGAGCGGCGGCGUUAUUGGUGCUGAGUACGAGCGUAAUGGAAAGAUUGAGACUGCUUACGGUCCCGUCAUCCUUGCUACCGGUGGUUAUGCUGCCGACUUCACCUCUGAUUCCCUAUUGAAGAAACAUCGUCCUGAAUACUACGCGCUUCCCACCACUAACGGUGACCAUUGUACCGGUGAUGGCCAAAAGAUGGCCAUGGCCAUUGGUGCUAGCGCAAUCGAUCUGGAGAAGGUUCAGGUUCACCCUACCGGUCUCGUGGACCCCAACGAGCCAGAUGCAAAGGUCAAGUUCUUGGCUGCAGAGGCACUCCGUGGUGUCGGUGGUCUGCUUCUCGAUAACGAAGGCCAGCGUUUCGUUGACGAGUUGCAGCACCGUGACUUCGUCACUGGAAAGAUCUGGGAGAACGGCAAGUACCCCGUCAGACUUAUCUUGAACGGUCAAGCUUCGAGCGAGAUUGAAUGGCACUGCAAGCACUACGUUGGCCGUGGUCUCAUGAAGAGGUUUGAGAGCGGUGAAGCUUUGGCGAAGGAUAUGGGCUUGAAGCCAGAAGUUCUUAAGAAAACCUUCGACACCUACAAUGCCGGCGUCAAGGCUAAGAAAGAUCCUUUCGGAAAGAAGUUCUUCUCAUCAGGAGAGUGGAGUAUGAACGACUACUUCAACGUUGCCGUGAUGACCCCUGUACUCCAUUACACCAUGGGUGGUCUUGAAAUUGACCCAGAAUCCCGAGUCGUUGACUCGAAGGGCAAGCCUAUACCUGGUCUUUUCGCUUCUGGCGAGGUUGCUGGUGGUGUACAUGGUGCCAACCGUCUUGGAGGAUCAUCACUAUUGGGUUGUGUAGUAUUUGGACGAGUAUCAGGCGAUUCUGCUGCUGCAUACCUCCUGCAAACAACUGCCGCUGCUGUCGAAAAGGCGGGAGGCCGCUUGGGUUCUCUUGCUGGUCACCUGGAGUCGAAGCCAGCAUCUUCACAACCAGCGCCGAAACCAGCCAGCAGUUCUUCCGCACCAUCGAAGGAGUUCACGUCAGCUGAUGUUGCUAAGCACAACAAGAAGGAGGAUAUCUGGGUCAUUGUUAACGGCCAGGUGUUAGAUGUCACCAACUUCUUGCCAGACCACCCUGGAGGAGAGAAAGCUAUCAUCCUCUAUGCCGGUCGUGAUGCUACCGAGGAAUUCAACAUGUUGCACGAUCCUAAGGUCAUCCCAAGAUAUGCACCAGAUGCUGUCAUUGGCACGCUGAAGAAGUAGACCACUUCCCGUGUACGUACCUCGGGCGCCAAAAGUAGGAAGUUGUACAGCAUUGAUUCAUUUUCGCAUAUCUAUAUAUCUCAUUACCUACCUGUUGUGUUCGGCGUGUUUGUGAACCAUGUAUUGUAAUUCUUCUCUCUAGGCAAUUCAAAUACUGGAGGUUUCCUCUGC
This is a messenger RNA of Serpula lacrymans var. lacrymans S7.9, 1976 nucleotides long. RefSeq lists its product as uncharacterized. Bases 66 to 1805 code for a protein of 579 amino acids. The transcript has 8 exons. Lineage: Eukaryota; Fungi; Basidiomycota; Agaricomycetes; Boletales; Serpulaceae. The record is from RefSeq and is a predicted model, not a curated record. Gene Ontology annotation, molecular function: heme binding; FMN binding; oxidoreductase activity.